This is a messenger RNA of Eubalaena glacialis (North Atlantic right whale), 2210 nucleotides long. RefSeq names its product centrosomal protein 70 (gene CEP70). The coding region runs from base 224 to 2077 and encodes 617 amino acids. Gene Ontology annotation, cellular component: centrosome. The record is from RefSeq and is a predicted model, not a curated record. Gene Ontology annotation, molecular function: gamma-tubulin binding. The transcript is spliced from 18 exons. Gene Ontology annotation, biological process: regulation of microtubule cytoskeleton organization; cilium assembly. Lineage: Eukaryota; Metazoa; Chordata; Mammalia; Artiodactyla; Balaenidae.
CGACGCGCUCGGGCUCGAUUGGCAGGCCUCCCACGGCGUGGUAACGGUCGCAGAGGCGGGGUGGGAGGCCGCUGAGCCGGCGGGGCUGGGCCCGCUGCUGGAGGGAGGCGGCGGCGGCGGCUGAGUAAGAUGAAGAUCCAGUUUCAGAUAUGAGAGUCACUGAGUGAUCAUUUCAUUGAGAUCAACUUGAAUGACCAGGUGAAAAGUACAAGAGGAAUGUGCCAUGACUGAGGCAACUCACAAUUUUUUAUUGCCAACCUCUACUUCCUUUGACUCUACAAAGAAAAUUGUAUCUACAGCAGCCCCUAAAGCCCAGGAGUCCAGCAAAUCAUCAAACAGACUCAUGACUGAAAAACAGCUGGAAGAAGCAGAAUGGGAAAGCAUAAACGUGCUGUUGCUGAUGCAUGGCUUAAAACCUUUAUCUCUAGUCAAAAGAACAGAUAUGAAAGAUCUCAUCAUUUUUGACAAACAAUCAUCACAAAGGAUGAGGGAGAAUUUAAAAACUUUGAUGGAAGAAACAUCACGUCAACAGAACAUGAUCCGGGAGCUCAUAGAAACUAAUAAGCAGCUUAAAAAUGAACUUCAGCUACAACGAUGCCGAGCAGCAGAUCAGGAGCAACGAGCUAAUGACUUGGAACAAAUUAUGGAGAGUGUGAAAUCCAAAAUUGGUGAAAUGGAGGAUGAAUCCCUAAAUAGGGUUUGCCAGCAACAGAAUAAAAUAAAAGAACUUCAAAAGGAGCAUAAAGCUUUACAGGCAAAAUGUGAGCAUUAUGAGAAAAAACAAAUGGAGCAACAAGAGACUAUUGCUUCUUUGCAGAAGGAUAUCCAUAGAUUAACAAAGGAGGAUGAAGAGCGCAUCAUCACUCGAAACAGAGUGUUCUCCUACCUCUGCAAGAGAGUUCCUCAUACCAUCUUGGAUAGACAGUUGCUUUGCCUAAUUGAUUACUAUGAAUCUAAAAUUAGAAAAUUUCAUAAACAAAGGCAAUAUAGAGAAGAUGAAAGUCAGUCAGAAGAAGACUACAGAAGUCUGAGUGCUUCACCCACUUAUAAAGGCCUUCUAAUGUCAUUACAGAAUCAACUCAAGGACUCGAAAUCUAAGAUAGAUGCACUUUUAAGUGAAAAGGUGAAUCUCCAAAAAGAUUUGGAAACCAGGCCCACACAGCAUGAAUUAAGACUUUAUAAACAACAGGUGAAGAAGCUGGAGAAAGCCCUUAAGAAAAGCAUCAAAUUACAGGAUCUUAUCAGUCAAAAAAAGGCUGAGGACAAAGAGGGAAAAGAUGAGCCCAGCAAAGAUAACCAGCAGCAGACCCUAAUUGACCAGACAUACUUUCAGGUAUUAAGGAGCAUCAAUUCAAUUAUUCACAAUCCAAGAGCUCCAGUAAUAAUUUAUAAACAGAGCAAAGGAGGAGCCCAACAUUUUAAUAGAGAUCUUGUUCAAGAUUGUGGAUUUGAGCAUCUUGUUCCUGUAAUAGAAAUGUGGGCAGAUCAACUGGCUUCCUUAAAGGAUUUGUAUAAGUCCUUGAAAAUACUAUCUGCAGAACUGGUGCCUUGGCAUAAUUUAAAGAAGCAGGAUGAAAAUGAAGGUGUCAAAGUUGAAGAUCUGUUGUUUAUAGUAGAUACCAUGUUAGAAGAAGUGGAAAAUAAGGAAAAGGACAGCAAUAUGCCAGACUUUCAAAUUUUGCGAGCUAUUGUUUCUCACUUCCAAAAAUUAUUUGAUGUGCCUUCUUUAACUGGAGUCUAUCCCCGAAUGAAUGAAGUUUAUACUAGGCUUGGAGAAGUGAACAAUGCUGUGAGAAACCUCCAGGAACUCUUAGAACUAGAUAGUUCAUCCUCAUUGUGUGUGCUGGUGAGCACAGUUGGAAAAUUGUGUAGGCUGGUUAAUGAAGAUGUGAAUGAACAGGUUAUGCAGGUAUUGGGACCUGAAGACCUCCAAAGCAUUAUCAACAAACUGGAAGAACAUGAGGAAUUUUUCCCAGCAUUUCAGGCAUUUACUAAUGAUCUACUUGAAAUCUUAGAAAUUGAUGACUUGGAUGCCAUUGUACCUGCAGUAAGGAAAUUAAAAAUACUUUCACACUGAAAACAAAUCAUUUUUACUGUGUAAAUUGCAUUCUUAACAUUCUAAAUAUUUUGUAGGAUUGAUCUUACUCUGAGACAAGGGUUAUAAAAUGUAUAUACUCUCAGAAUUCACCCCCUUCUUUCUGUUGAGUCGU